AUGACCACAUUCGCCGCCACUGCCCCCAAUCGUCGCGUUCUUGUCGAUGGCAUCGCUUUUGCAUACCGGGAUCUGGGCCCUCGUGAUGGGGUGCCCGUCGUCAUGCUAAACCAUUGGGGCGCCACACUCGACAACUUUGACCCGAAGAUCGUGGAUGGACUGGCUUCGAAGCACCGAGUCAUCGCAUUAAACUAUCGAGGACUGGGCUUGUCCGAAGGAAGCGUACGGGACUCCGUCUCUGACAUGGCAGACGAUAUGUGUGCCGUCAUCCACGAACUCGGUCUGGCGCAAGUCGACCUGUUAGGGUUUUCACUGGGAGGCUUCGUAGCGCAAGAAAUCACAGUUCGGCAUCCAAGAUUGGUGCGCAAGCUUGUGCUCACUAGAACGGGCCCCGCGGGAGGCGAAGGGGUAGGAACCUGGGGGUCUAUGCCCUGGCUCUUUCUGAAGAGUCUUCUUACUUUGCGCGAUCCAAAGUACUACCUAUUCUUCCCACCUUCUCCGAACGGUAGAUCAGCUGCUGAGGACUUCUUAAGCCGCAUAGCUGAGCGCAAGGUCGAGCGAGAUGCAAGCCCAUCUGCGCUCGCCUUCUAUCGCCAAACCCUAGCCGCCAAAGCAUGGGGCAAACGCACUCCACAAAAUCUUGGGACAAUCGAAAUACCAGUCCUCAUCGUGAAUGGCGACAACGAUGUGAUGGUUCCCACCGACGGAAGUCGAGACAUUGCCGCUCGCAUUCCCAAGUCUCAACUCAUCCUAUUUGAGGAUUCUGGGCACGGAGCCAUCUUUCAGUAUCACGAGGCUUUCGUUGUGAAAUGCCUCGCUUUCCUUGAGACUUCUUAG
This is a messenger RNA of Pseudozyma hubeiensis SY62, 837 nucleotides long. RefSeq names its product alpha/beta hydrolase fold. Bases 1 to 837 code for a protein of 278 amino acids. The record is from RefSeq and is a predicted model, not a curated record. Lineage: Eukaryota; Fungi; Basidiomycota; Ustilaginomycetes; Ustilaginales; Ustilaginaceae. Gene Ontology annotation, molecular function: triacylglycerol lipase activity. Gene Ontology annotation, biological process: glycerolipid catabolic process. The transcript has a single exon.